Messenger RNA from Closterium sp. NIES-65, 1848 nucleotides. The record is from the annotation of a GenBank genome assembly. Lineage: Eukaryota; Viridiplantae; Streptophyta; Zygnematophyceae; Desmidiales; Closteriaceae.
AUGUUCACCAAUGGAGAUGCAUACACGGCAUGGGUGGAUUAUGAGCUUGGGGAUCCCGGCACCUUUCGAGUGUUCCUGGCGAGCUCACACGAGAAGCCAGAGGAGCCGCUGCUGCUGCAGAAGGGUGUAUCGCUGUGUGCAAUGCUUCAGCCGCGGGUGACGCAGCAGCAGGCGGCGUUCUCGUUUGGGUUUACAGCGUCCACCACUGUGAAGCCCUUCCAGCUGCAUGGCAUCUUCUCCUCCUCUGUGCAAACAGACAAGGCCUCUAUUUUGGGCAAGUGGGGCGCCCCUUCAACCAUGGUCGUGCAGACCAAGGAGCAAGAUGCUUGCUGGGCGUGUGCGGUGGUGGCGAGUGUGGAGGCGGCAUACGGCAUUGCAAAGCAGCAGAGCGCUCCCCAGCUAUCAGUGCCCUCUCUCUUCGCCCUCAUGGGGCUCUCCGACUCCGACAGGUGCACUGCUAGCGGCUCCCCCACCCAGGCCUUUGAGACGCUCGUGGUUCUCGAUGCCUCCAGUGGGCUCACAGGGGCCAGCGACUUGGCAACUAGGUACCCGGUGCAAGCGUUUGAGCGAGCGAAGUUCAAGGGGUAUGUGGGGCUCAUGCUGGCAGUGCAGCGGAAGCCAGUGGUGGUUCACAUCGAGGCAUCUCCAACCUUCAUGCUGUAUGAUGGGACGUUCAAGUAUCAAGAUCCUGGUUGCUACACGAGCAAUCUCAACCAUGUUGUACUCGUUAUUGGCUACUUCAUCACAAGAAACGAUGGCAGCCAGAACCGCAUUGCGCCUCCUUUUUGGAUCAUCCGCAACUCGUGGGGAGAGGAGUGGGGAAAGAGGGGUCACAUGCGCAUGGACAUUCAGGGAGGGGAUGGCGUGUGUGGCAUCAACGUGCUGCCUGGCAUCUACCCCAUUGUCAAGAUUCCAUGCGACCCCUGCGGCCAGAGCAGCUACAAGGGCGAUGGGGAAUCGCAGCCGAGCAUGAACCCGUGUGGUCGCUUCCAGUGCCAGGGGACGACAGACACCACCAACAUCUGCUCCUGCAAUAUUCCGACCACUCCUGUGCAGCCCUUUGUGGAGGUUGAGAAAGGAUACGGCUCCAACACAUGUGCUUAUGUGGACUUGUGUGGGUCAUACUUCAAGAACCCCUGCUACGUGGGAGCAUGCAUCAAUGAUGACAAGGGCACCUACUCCUGCAUCUGCCCUCCUAACCACGUUCCCAGCACCACCAUUGACGGCUUCCCCACCUGCGAUCCAACCAACACCACGGCCACCACAAUGACAGUCAGUGGAGACAACUGGUGGUGCUCGGAUGUUCAUCCCCUCGUCGGCCUCUUACUGACUGACUUCACAGACCAAAACAUUGUGGGUGAAGAUGGGGGCAUUGAUUGCAGCCAGCCAUUGCCCAAGGACAGUGUCCUUCAGGUGGAUGGUACUCCCGCCACACCCUGCACAGCCUUCUUCUACUCCCUCAACGGGGACACCUGUGCGUACAUCAGCAGACAGCUCAACUUCACAGAACCUGAUCUCACCGCACUCAACCCCGGCCUUGACUGCUCCAAUCCCAUCAAAGCUGGCCGCUCCGUGUGCCUCGAGCGCAGUGCUGCCUUCGCAUUCACCGUACCCGAGUGUGUGAGAUACGGCACGCUCACACCCCAAGACACGUGCGUGCGGCUGCUUCAAAUAACGAGCACUUCACCAGGGGGUUCCAGUGCUAGUGAGAAUGCAUGGGCUACUCUGUACCGCAACAAUCCCGGCCUCAUUUGCUCCGCCACCAUCCCUUCCUCUGCCUCUGCUGUCGGCAGCAACAUCGGUGUACAGGCGCCUCAAAAAUUGCAUCCACUGUGCAUCCCUUGUUAG